CUUUCCCUUCUCUUCACAUUUCAAAACUCCCCAUUUUCCCAUUUCUAAAUUAGUUUUAGUGACAGAUAGAACAAAUAUGGCUGCUAAAGGUUCAAUUUUUGUCGUGUUUUUUGUGGUGAUUUUGAGCGUCGCUAAUGGUAGAAUUCCGGGUGUUUUUACCGGCGGAUCUUGGGAAAAUGCUCAUGCUACUUUUUACGGUGGAAGUGAUGCUUCUGGAACAAUGGGAGGAGCUUGUGGUUAUGGAAAUUUAUACAGCCAAGGCUAUGGAGUUAACACUGCAGCAUUAAGCACUGCACUAUUCAACAAUGGGCUAAGUUGUGGUGCCUGUUUUGAAAUCAAAUGUGCUAAUGAUCCACAAUGGUGUCAUUCCGGUAGCCCGUCGAUUCUUAUUACGGCAACAAAUUUUUGCCCGCCGAAUUAUGCUCAACCGAGCGACAAUGGCGGUUGGUGUAAUCCUCCUCGGCCUCAUUUCGAUCUCGCCAUGCCAAUGUUCCUCAAGAUUGCGGAGUACCGGUCCGGCAUUGUUCCGGUCUCUUACCGCAGAGUGCCGUGUAGAAAGCAAGGAGGAAUCAGGUUCACAAUCAACGGUUUCCGUUACUUCAACUUGGUUUUAAUCACCAACGUCGCAGGUGCAGGAGAUAUUGUGAAGGCUAGUGUAAAAGGCACAAAGACUGGUUGGAUGUCCAUGAGCCGUAAUUGGGGUCAAAAUUGGCAGUCAAAUGCUGUUUUGAUUGGUCAGUCACUUUCUUUUAGGGUCACAGGCAGUGAUAGACGCACCUCCACUUCUUGGAAUAUGGUUCCUUCAAAUUGGCAAUUUGGCCAAACCUUCACCGGAAAGAAUUUCAGGGUCUAAAAAAAUUAGUGUAAAGGGUCAAUUCGAUCCUUGAAUUUAUAACUCAUGGUCAAAUAAUUCUUCUCAACUAUAUUGACUAAUUAAGAAUAAUACUUUCUAUUUUUAGAUCAAUUAUGGAAAAUACUUUCUAUUUUCAGAUCAAUUAAGGACAAAUUUGUGUGUUAUCCUACUUGAUCUAAAAAUAGAAAUUAUUAUUUUUAUUGGUCAAAAAGACUGAAAGUGAAUUAUAUUUAAUCAUGAGUCAUAAAUUUAGAAACCGGAUCGAUCCUUUUCUCAAAAAUUAUUUAUAUUUUUCCUUUAUUCUAAUUUUUACCAUUAAAUUGGGAUAAAAAGUGUGUUUGGGUAGGUGACUUUUUUACUUACUUUUUAAACUUUUGUUAAAGGUGAUGAGGUGGUGAGUGUGUUUUUUACUUUUUGAUAGGGUAAAAGGUGAAAAACAAAUGAAAUGUAAGGAAAGGAGAUGAAGAGGCUAAAAAAAAUGUAGCCCGCAUCUUUGUAUUUACUAUAAAGUUUUAUAUAUAUAAAUAUAGAUAUUAUAUUUUGAUUA
This is a messenger RNA of Mercurialis annua (annual mercury), 1400 nucleotides long. RefSeq names its product expansin-A4. Lineage: Eukaryota; Viridiplantae; Streptophyta; Magnoliopsida; Malpighiales; Euphorbiaceae. The transcript is spliced from 3 exons. Gene Ontology annotation, biological process: plant-type cell wall organization. The coding region runs from base 77 to 853 and encodes 258 amino acids. Gene Ontology annotation, cellular component: extracellular region. The record is from RefSeq and is a predicted model, not a curated record.